Molecule: messenger RNA, 1233 nt
Organism: Naegleria lovaniensis
Lineage: Eukaryota; Heterolobosea; Eutetramitea; Acrasida; Naegleriidae
Exons: 2
Coding region: 1-1233 (410 amino acids)
Source: RefSeq, a predicted model, not a curated record
AUGUCCUCAAGCAAAGCAAUUAAAAGUAUUUGUGUGAUCAAUGGCGGUGGUCGAUUGGGUCGAAACAUUUUACAAUCUUUGGUCAAUAUUCGAGAGAAUAAAUCUCAAUUGAAUAUUUCUUCGAAUUCAUCCAAAAGUAGUCAGGUGGAUCCUUCGUUCAAGAUUUUCACAUUUGUGACUCCUGAUCGAAAGGACACGUUUAAUUCCGAGGGAUUUGUUAAACAAUUGGAUGGAGUGACGGUUGAGAGGACAGAUGGAUUGGGAAGAAAGGAAUUGAGAGAUCGAUUUGCCAAAUACGAUGUCCUUAUUAAUGCCACAGACUUUGAAAAGAGUUACAACGAAGAAGAAUAUGAGAGUAACGUCAUUGAAGCUUGUUUCGAUGGAAAUGUCAAACGUUACAUUCCUGCUGAUUUCACAGUCGAUUUCAAUAAUUUCCAAAACGGAGAAUGUGAAAAGAUGGAAAUUCGUAAAAGAAUUCGAUCCUUACUUGAGAAGAAUCAAUCGAAAAUGUCAUUCACUUCCAUUCUCAAUGGUGUUUUCCUCGAACGAUUGUUCGAUCCAUUCUAUAAAUGGAAAAUUCUCAAUUUAGAAGAACAAUUAGUCGAAUAUUACGGAAAAGAUAAUUCAGACAAGGUUCCAAUGAUUGACUUUUCAUUGUAUCCAGAAGUUGGUCAACUCUGUGCCUUAACCUCAACAUUGUUAUUCGAUCAAACUUCCAACAAGACCAUUCCCUAUGUGUCUCAAUCCUACGACAUGAACGAAUUAGCCGAAAUGCUCACCAAUGAUUUGGGACAUGGCAAAUGGAAAGUCAAGAAGAUUGGAACUUUGAAAGAUUUAGAAAAGAAAAUUGCUGAACGCAAGAGUCAUCGCAUUCAGAAAAUGGAUGAAAAUGUCGAUGAAGAAUUCGCAUGGGAUUAUUUGUAUGCCAUUUUCAGUGAAAAGGGUCGUCUCUCACAGGCCACAAGUACUGAAUAUCAAUCGAUUAAGGAUGUUGUGGAGAGAUUUUCAUCUGUCAUUUCACCCUUAAAAGGAAAAGAGGAAAUGACACCAAGUGUGACUAGUUCUGGAUUGGAACGUAAAGAUUUAUUCCACAAGAUGGUCGGUGACCAACAAGUAGAUAAAGAAACACUCACGAAAAUGUGUAGUAGUGCUGGAUGUGGUUACGUACAAGUCGCUACCGAUAGUACUUCAAAAAUUAGACCUACUGGAGCUCCAAUUAAGGAAGGUCCUUAA